AUCAAAACAAGAAAAGUGCGUUGUGCAAUUUUCGCUAAAUCUCUGGAAAUAUUAAAUAAAAUAGCUUUAAUUGUAUCUUGAAUUUAUUGUAAAAUCACCUAUUAAACAAUGGAUGAGGAGGAAUACGGAAAUGACGACGUCGGUGGGGAUGAUUUCGAUGAUGUCGAUGACGAGGAUAACAUUGAUGAUCUGAAUCAGGAUGAGGAAGUGGAUAAUAUUGAAAUUCUCACGCCCGGACAAGCUGGAGGCGGUGUAGCGAAAUCCAAACGCAUCACCACAAGAUACAUGACAAAGUACGAGAGAGCACGUGUCCUGGGAACGAGAGCCCUUCAGAUUGCCAUGUGUGCCCCCAUAAUGGUGCAAUGGGAAGGUGAAACGGAUCCCCUGCAGAUUGCCAUGAAGGAACUGAAGCAGCGCAAAAUUCCCAUCAUCAUCCGACGCUACCUUCCGGAUCACUCCUACGAGGACUGGAGUAUUGAUGAGUUAGUAAUAACGGACACGUAGAGAUCUCAAGGUACUUUCCUUUUGCUUUUAAUGAAUUUUCUAUUAAAUUACAAUUGAGUCAGAG
Molecule: messenger RNA, 568 nt
Organism: Lutzomyia longipalpis
Lineage: Eukaryota; Metazoa; Arthropoda; Insecta; Diptera; Psychodidae
Gene: RpII18
Product: DNA-directed RNA polymerases I, II, and III subunit RPABC2
Exons: 2
Coding region: 109-504 (131 amino acids)
Biological process (GO): DNA-templated transcription
Cellular component (GO): RNA polymerase I complex; RNA polymerase III complex; nucleus
Molecular function (GO): DNA binding; DNA-directed RNA polymerase activity
Source: RefSeq, a predicted model, not a curated record